AGUCAUGAUGUUGCCUUUAGAUGAAUUGGAUUGGGAGGAUCUUGAGUAUCUCGAAGGUUCGGAGAGGGAAUUAACCCCUUGGGAGCAAGAAUAUUUGAAGGAGAUGUACGAGCAAAAGGAGAAGCUCGAACGACAACUCAAGAUCAUGGAGGAGGUCAUUGAAGGAGAGCCCUUGCUUACGUCCGAUCUAUCAGGCUAUGUUGAAGACAAGGCGGUCGAGUGUGAGGUCGACCAAGUCGAGUGCGAGGAACCGUUGUCCGCCGACGAGUUCACGGACGAGGAGAACCAAGAGAGAAUGUCGUACAAGCAGGAGACCGACACCGAGUACACCAUGGUGAGUUUAGGUGAUUGGAACAAAGCAUGUGCGCAAGAACGACACGCGCAACACAUCGAGGUCAAGGAGGCGAUCUUGGUCGUGGUCGAAGAGAGACGCGACGCGACGCACAAGGAGGACAACACGGAUGAAGAGAUGUUCGAAGUCGAGGUCUUGGUCGAGGUCGACAAUGACCAUGAGUGGGAUGUGCGCAUGGUCGAAGAAAGAGUUCCCGAUGUUUGGAUGGUCGAGGAUGAAUCCUUGAGGACAAGGAAAGUCUCGAAGAGGAGGGGAAUGAUAUGGAAGUGGGUUCCGUACCCCUGUGACAAGAAGGGGCGAGAGCCAAGAGGACUCGAGGAGGCUGAAAAUAGGGCCAAAACGAUGCAAGCAUGGCCAAAAAGACGGGUACGA
Messenger RNA from Striga hermonthica, 724 nucleotides. The record is from the annotation of a GenBank genome assembly. NCBI's taxonomy places the organism in Eukaryota, Viridiplantae, Streptophyta, Magnoliopsida, Lamiales, Orobanchaceae.